Molecule: messenger RNA, 641 nt
Organism: Hibiscus syriacus
Lineage: Eukaryota; Viridiplantae; Streptophyta; Magnoliopsida; Malvales; Malvaceae
Product: gibberellin 20 oxidase 1-like
Exons: 2
Coding region: 60-518 (152 amino acids)
Biological process (GO): response to light stimulus; gibberellin biosynthetic process; unidimensional cell growth
Molecular function (GO): gibberellin 20-oxidase activity
Source: RefSeq, a predicted model, not a curated record
UUAGUCUGGGCGUAAAAAGGGCACAUUUCAGGGAAUUCUUUGAGAAAAACGAUUCAAUAAUGAGGCUAAACUACUACCCCCCAUGUCAAAAACCAGACCUCACUUUAAGAACAGGGCCUCAUUGUGAUCCAACGUCGUUAACCAUCCUUCACCAAGACAGAGUUAGUGGCCUUCAAGUGUUUGUAGACAACGAAUGGCGUUCAAUCAGCCCGAAAUUCGAAGCAUUUGUCGUUAACAUUGGCGACACCUUUAUGGCACUGUCGAACGGGAGAUACAAAAGUUGCUUGCACCGGGCGGUGGUGAACAGCCAGAAGACAAGAAAAUCUCUCGCUUUCUUUUUGUGUCCAGCGGGGGAUAAAGUGAUAACCCCACCAGCCGAGUUGGUGAACCAAAACAGUCCCCGAGUGUACCCAGAUUUUACAUGGCCUAUGCUGCAUGAAUUCGUACAGAAACAUUACAGAGCCGAUAUGAACACUCUCCAAGUAUUCUCCAACUGGGUUCAACACAGACACAGCUGAACCCUUCUUGUGUCAAAAUACAAACUCAUGGCAUUGAAUUGAAGAGAUGGGAUGCAUUCUUUGGUAGUGAUGGACACAAGGCAGGACAAGAGAUGCAAUAAAAAAAACCCAAUAAGGACCUCG